AUGACAGGUUCCAGCACCGUCGCACCGGACGUGCCCAAGCUGAUGCGCGCUCUGCGCAUCGAAGAGUUCAACGCCGAUCCUCCGUACGUGCUGCGCGACGACGUGCCCGUUCCCGAGGUCGGACCCAACGAUGUGCUCAUCCGCAUCGCCACCGCAGGCUACUGUCACACCGAGAUGAUGGUGGCGCGUGGCGAGUUCGCCUCGAAAUCACGCAACCCUCUCCCGCUCAUCCCCUCGCACGAGCCCACGGGUGUCGUGGUCGGCCUCGGCACCGACGCCGCCUCGAGUCCCGCAGGCGGCAACGGCUCGGGAGGGCCGCUGAAGCUCGGAGACCGCGUGGGCUGCAUCACCUUCCGCGACUACUGUGGCAAGUGCGCCGAGUGCCAGCGCGGCACGCCCAAGUACUGCACCGACCAGGACAUGGUUGGCGUCACCGCCGACGGUGCAUUUGCCGAAUACAUGCGUGCCGACUACCGAUCGUGCGUCGUGCUGCCCGACCGGCUCGAUUUUGACUCGGCCGCACCGCUCUUCUGCGCCGGCGCGACCAUCUACACCGCCAUCGCCAACUGCAACCUCGAGCGCGGCCAGACUCUGGCCAUCGUCGGCGCAGGCGCUCUGGGCCACCUCGGCGUGCAGUUCGCAAAGUGUCUCGGAUACAACGUGUGGCUCUUUGACGCCAGAGAUGCGCCGCUCGAGAUGUGCAAGUCUCUUCCCUUCCCGCCGGACAAGACCGUCAACUCGGGCAACGUCGAUGGCCACGACGACAAGGCUGUCAACGAGCUUGUGGAUACGCAGCUCGGUGGCCAAAGGGCUGAUGCGACUAUCAUGGCGACAGAUGUCAUCCCGGCGUACGAGUUCGGCUUGGCGGUGACGAAGAAUCAUGGUCUGUGCAUGGUCGUGGGCCAGCCAAACGAGCCGAUCCCCAUCCACUACAACCAUUUCAUCUUUCGCGAUAUUACCGUCAAGGGCAGCCUGUUGGGAGACCCCAAGACCACGCACGAAAUGUGCCAGCUCGUCGCAAAGCACAAGAUCCAGGUCAAGACCAUCGCCUACCCGCUCGAGGAUGUGGAGAAGAUGCGCGCCGAUUACGCCAAGCCUGGUCAUCAAGGUAAGAUGGUGCUCCGCGUCAACUCCGAUUUGUAG
This is a messenger RNA of Moesziomyces antarcticus, 1143 nucleotides long. RefSeq names its product GroES-like protein. Lineage: Eukaryota; Fungi; Basidiomycota; Ustilaginomycetes; Ustilaginales; Ustilaginaceae. The record is from RefSeq and is a predicted model, not a curated record. The transcript has a single exon. Bases 1 to 1143 code for a protein of 380 amino acids.